Molecule: messenger RNA, 14272 nt
Organism: Porites lobata
Lineage: Eukaryota; Metazoa; Cnidaria; Anthozoa; Scleractinia; Poritidae
Source: the annotation of a GenBank genome assembly
AUGGCGUUUUUUCCUUUCUCAAUGAUACAAGGUAAGGCGUUUUUCUUCCCUUCAAAUUUAUACGUUUCUCUCAUGAACCCUACAAAUGGUUACGUUGCAAUAAUUACUCUAGAUGUAUUAGUAAGCGUUCACAUAGUGGGUUUGCGAUGUCUGUAAAUGAUCUGAUCCCAGACUGAGUGAGUGAUUCACAAAUUACCAAUAAGGACAGAACAUUCCCUCAGUAACCAAGCUGGAGCUUGGACUAGUAACUUUAGAUUUACUUUUACCCUAAGUUAAAUAUGAGGGUUUUUCUCGCGUGCAGCCGAUUGAGUGCAGCGCUAAGAGUUCUUUUUGAAUUAAAUCUUCUCUGUGCCAGUGGGAUUUGAGAGAAGUUUCUCAAAAGAUACUGCUUGGUAGCUUUCUCAAACCGGUUGCUAAGAUUGUUCAGCACACGGCAAUACCACUGACAAAAAUGGUAACUGCUUCAGCAUUGCCACCUUUGUAAUAAAGCUGGUUAAUAGCUAAUUUAUUUGGUUCACCAGAGAUGACUUUAUUGAUUGUUUGCCAAGUCUUGUGAGAGUCAUCUGCAUAAUUUAAUCUCAAUAUGAGACCUGGUAACUAAAGCUUGAUUUGCUCUAAAAGGAGUGCAUUUUUCGAAAAAUCAGAAGCGUUUUCGGGCCCAGAAAGUAUGUUUCUUCAUUAUUCAUAUUUGAACAAUCCUUGGGGAUUUUUUGUCUUAAGUAGGCCAAUAUACUUCCCGACCCAAUAGCCUGCGAGCAAACUCUCCAUUUGGGAGAUAUCGUUAACAGUACAAGCGCGAGUAUCACUCGAGGGGAGACGCGUGGCUCGGUUCGCUCGCCCAAAUGGAAAACUUGCUCACAAGCUAACUUCCCGAUCUUGGAAGGUUUUCAAAUUUUUCCAUUUGAAAUUUCUUAAAAACCACAUUUCCGCUAAUGAAUUCAGGGAACUUAGAAUAGUUUUUCAAAUGUUUUUGGGGCGUUUUGAGAAACUCACGCCUGGUCUGGUUAUAAAAGGUAAUAACAAUUCCUGUUCUAGAAAUUCGUUUUCUAUCUAUUUGUAGGUUGAUUGAGAUAAGGGCUUUAAAAGAUACUGACGUCGGUUACGAAUAGGCAAGCAGGAUAGAUAGAGGAAGUUGACAUUGCACUCGCCAAACUCUUUGGAGUCCCGUGGGAGUGGAGUUUUGGAGGGAAAGUUAUAAUAUUGACGUAAGAUAAGUGUGAGUGAGGAAGUUCAGUCUACGCAACUUCUACUUUCAGCAGUUUGAAAUGUCAUUCUAAUCUCGUUCCCAGGGUUCUCUCCUACCCGUCCCUACGGAGUGAGUGUGAGAGAGAGAACCUGGGAACGAGGUUGAUGUCAUCCUUCUCUUCACCCCCACCCCCACUAGGUGGGGCCAGGAAAGGCCUCCCGUGGUGGGUUUGUGGCGAGGAGACCGAUGACAUUUCAGACUACAGUCGACUCUCUCUCAAAGGACACCUCUACAAGACGGACAACUCGUUAAAACGGACACCUACAGUUGUUACCCUCGGCCUUUCUUUAAUCCUUUUAGUUGACUGUCCGUAAGACGGACACAUAGUGCCGGUCUCAGACGUGUUCAUCUUAGAGAGAGUUGACUGUACGCUUUUAGUUAUUUCGAUAUCUUUUUACUGGGGGAGGGGAUGGUGGUCCGAAAACGUAUCCAUCAGUUCCUAGUGAUUUUCAGAGGCUGGCUUAAAUCAACUACGGAGAGUACUACGAACUACUCAACGACUUUUCUGGAUGGGUGGACUGACAAGAAUCUGAGCCAAUUGCGACGACUAGCCCUCCACUCCCUCAAGUUGCACUUGGUGGAAUGAACAGUCUUAAAUUCUAAGCACCUGUAAGCACCAGGCGCGGAUCUAGGAUAAAAACUGACCAAUUUCCUAAACGAGCGCCAAAGGCGAAAGAUUCUAGGGGGGCACAGGGCAUUCUUUCCCCGGAAAUGUUUUCUUUCCCCGGAAAUGUUUUCUGAGUCCUUUAGACAGGAUAUUGGCCAGAUUUUAGCUUGGAAAGUUUUUUAUCAUUACAAAUAUAUUUGACCAAUUUUCGGAAAACGGUGGAAACCGGUGUGGAUCCACCCCUGAGCACCAAAGCUUUAGUUACGAAGGAAUGCAAUCAAGGACGUUGAUGUUCAUUAACACAAUCUGAUUUGCUUCUUUCAAAACGUUUCUUAACUUUGAUUGGCAAGAAAAAAGAAACCUACAGGAUAAAUUACCAUUCCGAUCUAUUCUUUAGGAACAUCAAAAUUGUCUAAUAUCAUUGUAAAACAGGUCUUUCUAUCUGCUCGUGGUGUGCAUUUGUGCUGAUUAGAAUUUUCACAUGAAAGCAUCAGUUCACCAAACUGAGAAAUCGAAAAACAAACAGUGUGUCACUAAAACAGUAAACAAACCACUUUUACGGUCAUGCAGAUGCCUAUUAAGUAAUCAAGUGAACAUGUACUUUAUCAUGCUCCAGUUCCAAUAUAUGAAUUUCAUCACAACUUUUCUGGCUUGUUUUCAGUUUGGAAGUGAAAUCAAUCCCAAGAGGAAGUUUUAACAACUUAGCAUCUUAACUCCGUCUGCAAUUUGGCCUUCCCAGGUAAUGGAUUUUUAAUGGACUUAUGUUGUGCUAUAUUUUUACGGUUUUAAAUCAAAGGUUUAAUAUUUUGGCAUUUUGUAGUGCUUUUAAGGUUUCCUAGUUGAGUAAUUGUAUUAGUCUCUUCUGCUUUAUGGUCAUGAAUGCACCGCCAGCGAGACAACGCGGGCAGAGGACCUUGGAAGCGCCAUUACAUAAUUAUGAUGAAGAAUAUAAUGUAAUGGAACCCACCCUAGGAAACAAGUUUGAUAACUUUUAAAGUUUGUUUAAGUCCUUCACUCUUAUUAUAACGUAAUAUAUGAUCGAAAAAGUGACCAAGUUCCAACAUUUGCCAACUGAAGUGUGAAUGCAAUAAAUCUACGGAGCAACAUUUUCACUGACCUUCCUUAUUAUAGUUUUUGCUGUAUUUGUCAAAAGCCUAUAGUACCCAGCUGGAACUGUAUUCUCACUAUCAGCGCGCCCGGAUAGCUCAGUCGGUAGAGCAUGAGACUCUUAAUCUCAGGGUCGUGGGUUCGAGCCCCACGUCGGGCGACCUUUAUUUUACUUUUAGCAAUCGUGACUACUUUAAUUAUUGAUAUAUCUCAUAUUACUGACAUCUCCCUCCUGCACGACCGUUUUGUGAAUUCCUGGUUGGUAUUGACCGGUCGUAAUAUAAUAAGUACAGGCUAUUCACGUUGUUCCAGCAGUACUUACAGUCGUUGAUACCGAAAAUUGUUUGGUAAAAUUAGGCAAGGAGGGUGUUUCAAUGCAAAGCUUAGCUUUACAAAGUGCUCAUUUUGAUGUGUUUUGCCCAAGUCAGGUUUCUUCCGAGGGAUCAGUUCAGUUUUCUGCCUGGACAAUGAGUCUUACACGAGUUCAGGACGUUUCAGUACACGACAUCCAUAAAAGGAAAAAGCCUCGAAAACACUAUGUAAGUCAGUAUUUCUGUGUUGUCCUUUGUCUUGUGGUAAAUCGCCACCCUUUUCUCGCCCCAGGGCAUGUAAGGGAAUCCAAGACAGUAUCGGAUUCUCGAUUGCACGCUGUGGAUUCCAGGUACUGUAUUCUGUAGUCUUUAGCGGUGGAAAUUGGAUUCCGGAUUCCAAAGACUAGGAUUCCGGAAUCCACAAGAAAAUUUUCCCAGGUUCCCUUGCAUGGGGCGAUUUUAAACUUCAUGACUGACUCCCAAGGGGAUUGAUCGUUCGCAAUCAGUUGGGACCUAACGUUCCAACAACGGCUACGCCAUCAAAGGCAUCCUGAAAAAAAUUAUAAUCAUUUGAAACUUUUUUGCGAUUGUUCCAACCCGACUGAUCAUGUUUGAAUAAAGAAGUUGUAAGACAGAAUAAGCCAGGCGGAGAUGAACAUUGUCUCGUCUAGAGGUGCAAAUAUGAAGAUGUUACUAUCAAUUAAGCGUAUCUUUCAGGGCUGUGAGUAAAGAAACUAAAUAUUAUCCAUCAUCUACACGGAUCAAUUGAGGUUUCCGAAUAACUGACCACCUACCCCUUCCCUAAGUCACAGUUUUUCCCAAAGUGAGAAGUAAGUGUUAAUGUUGACUUAGGGAAGGGGUAGGUGGUGAGAUACCCAGAUUAAACCUCAAUUCAUAUGAGCUAACUUAGGACAUUAUGUCAUGAAUGAUUAGGUAUACGUCAUUCAUGUUCAGUGGCAAGAUGGGCCAAUCAUUCCAGUUUACAGAAGUUACGACACCUUGCUUGAACUGCAGGUAACAAUAUUGUUCUAUUUCUACUCGUUUUUGUAUCUCUGUCUGGCACACUGUUUUCAUUUAUUUUGUGACCGCGCGCGGAGGGUGGAACCGAUACAAUAUCCGGGUUACGUUACUACAGUUAUUAGCUGUCUUGUCAGUUAUCAUUUGUCUUGUAAUUCUACAUCGCAUUCACUAAUAACCUCGUUUGUAUGCUUAUUUGAUGCAAAUCAAUAUUUGAAACUCGGUAAUAAAAGUGCUGCCAUUCUCAAUGAGUGUUACUAAAUUACUCUCACUGAGGCCCUGCCAACAUGUAUCCUUUUUUGUUCAAAAAAGGAGUUUUUUCGUCCGUUUCGUCCUACCGUCUACAAGCAUCCGGUGACCGAUAAUGCAUCUUUUCAAAACGCUCUCCAGCGUGGCGAUUUUUGGAAACGCCGUCAGCUUCUCGAUCACACGUGGACAGACGAAAACGGACUGUUUUCGAUUACGGUGAUAUCAGAAGCCGAUUAAUCGGUUCGUGGAUAAUGUCAUACAUCAUAUACUACGUAUGCUCUGUGAGGAAUGCUAUCGAAAUUCCACCGUUUAACUGUUUUCGUGUGCACGGACGAAAGCGAUUCAAAUAUGCUCCUUGUGGACGCCUUCUUUUUUCUUCAAAAUCGGAGGAAUAUUUGGAUACGUUUGGACGGGACCUGAAAGUCUUUCCAAGCACAUGUUACUCUUAAAAAUGCGCAGAUAAAAUAGCCUCGUCCUCAGGAGAGUUUUGGCACGAACUGCACGAGCUGCACGUGCAACUAUUCAACAAUUUGCAUAAUAAAGACAGGUGCUUGCCACUGUCAGUUGACUUCCUGGUUCAGUUUGAGUCCAGAAGCCUGCCAAGUUUUCUUUGUCUCAACUCACAAUAAGGAUAAAAGUUCGUUAUUGAGCAAGCUGUAUACAAGAGAAAACUGCCUUUACAAACUCAGAACUUUCCCCAAAGUAGAGAUUGAGAAUUUAAAAUUCGGAAAGGCCAAUAGAUAAACUAUUCAAAGAUGUUUAAAAUUUCAUGAAUUUCGCCCGGCUAGCUCAGUCGGUAGAGCAUGAGACUCUUAAUCUCAGGGUCGUGGGUUCGAGCCCCACGUUGGGCGUUUAAUUUUUUUGGGGAGGGGUGUGGAGGCACUCUCUAAAAAGGGAGUAUUUGACACCCGUGAUAUUUAACUGUCUCUUUCAAUUUUAUCAGGAACAGUUAUUGCAAAACGGGAAGGAAGAAGACAUUUCUACCAUAACUCUUAAAGGUAACCUGCCAUCAAUAGACCUUGUUACCGAUAUGGCGGCCAUAUUGAAUUAACUCGAUUUAAGGAGUAUUACAGGAUGCCCAGGGGGCAUGAGCACAUUUCGUUUGUAUUUUCGAGCGCUUUUCGGGACAUUUUUUCUUAAAGUUUUUUUAGAAUAAGAUUGUAAUGGGAAAAAAGAUCCUUGUGCCGUGUUUUGAUGUAAUAAUGAUCGUCUUUUUCUGGUUUAGUAUUAGAAAUAUGGACUUUCACUAUAUUUUUCUUAGGAAAAAGGCGAUCAUUAUUACAUCAAAACACGGCACAAGGAUCUUUUUGCCCAUUACAAUUUUAUUCUAAGAAAACUUUAAGAAAAAAUGUCCCGAAAAGCGCUCGAAAAUACAAACGAAAUGUGCUCAUGCCCCCUGGGCAUCCUAUAAUACUCCUUAAAUCAAAUUAAUUCAAUAUGGCCGCCGUAUCGGUAAAAAGGUCUAUUGUUACGUGCCGUUUUCGCCACGUUUACCGUAGACGAGAUUUUUCCGGAUUCAAAAAUAAUUCCAGAUCUAUUGCAUUUAGGGUUGCCGGAUUUACGGGCGUUUACACGUGAUACAAAGGAUUCACCUGAUAUUCCGAAAAUCUAAAUCCUGCUCCGGAUAAGCCUCAAGGAUCUUGUCCCUAGCCCAUCUUUAUCGUUCCGAUUAUCAGCUCGAGUAUCCAAUCAGAACACAGAAUUGCUCGUGGAGCCAGCCAUAUGAUGAAAACAAUUUACUGCUCUGAUGGUUUAUCGUAGCUCGAAAUUUUUUCCAGUGUAAAUUGAAUACCUAAUAUUAAAAAAAAGAUGUGGAGAAAAAUGCUGAAGUGGAAGACUGUUGUCGGAGGCAAAGAAUAUGCCUUCGCAUUCCUCACUUGAGGAAAAAGUAUCAGUCACUCUCUAAGCUAUUUCUUAAAACCAAUCUUUUGUUGUUAAAGCUAGGGCGUGGCACCUAUAUGUACUAAACUGUUUUUGUCUUUACGUUACAUGUGCGUGGAGGGAACGUGAUUAUUGGUUGGUUUUAGUCAUUGUUUUAAGGGUAUAUUUAUUUAGAAAUCACUAAAGACGUAUUUGGGCUUUUUUUUCGUAGGAAAGAGGUUAUCCGAUUGGUUUACUAUCAAAAAAAGAGCAAAAGCAAUCAGGAGAUUGCCAGUAGUGGAGGAGUUCCUUAAAGUGAGUGACGUUAAGAACAAAAACGAUUUAAUUUGUAAAUAUCUUGAAAGGUAGAGGCUUUUUACGCUUACCUGGGUACUAGAGGUUUUUUAUCUGGUAUGGAGGGAUACUCAGGUGUCCGAAGGCCGAAGUCGCGAGAAAAAACCUAUAAAUACUUGACAGACACCAGAAACCGCGCUAGAAGAGUCUCUGGUACCCUGGGUAUUUUUCGCUAAAAAGCAUGUGGAAAUAGAACACUCAAACAAAAAGACAAAAAAGGGCCUCCUGCAAGGCAGAAGGGUCACAGUUUCUUUUUUAUUGUUGAGAUUUUGAAAACAAACCUCUCAGUAACUUCGUUCUCUGAGCUUAUGCCUUUUUCCUUCCCAUUUUAUACUGGAAAAGCCUUGGUGACGAGGCCACUAGAUUUUGUCUAUUCGAAUUCUUUGCACUUACGGUUACUGAGAUAUCAGUAACUAAAGGGGUUUUGUAUUCUCGAGCUAUACAGACUUAACCUCAUUCGGCUCUUUUAUUUUUUCUAAUCUCGUCUUAGGGCGUGGUUCAUCUUCCGUUGCACAUCUCUGAGUCGGAUGCAGUGAUAACCUUCUUUCUUCCGUUGCCUGAAGAUCUCAUUGAGAUAGACCACGAAGAGAAAGAGUAAGUGACAUAUUAAUAUUAACACAUCUGAGUUGUGCCUUGGUUCAAGAUAGCGGUUGUCUUGGAAACCAACCUCGUCCCCAAGGUCCCCACCUGUUUUUCUACGGAAAAGCCUUGGGGACGAGGUGUAAAAAAAUGAAUGUAGUCACUCUCCCCUCCCUGAAAGGACACCUGUCGAAAACAGACACCCAGAGGACACGAACGUCCUCUCCGUCUUUCAUUAAUUUUAAGUCUUUCCCUCUCUGUGUGGUGGACAUCUCGUUAACAUGGACAGUCAGUGUAGGAGUCAUGGGUGUCCAAACACCAUUGAUGUCUUGACCACAGUGAAAAGAAAACUUUUUUGGUCGAAUAUUCCUGUCUAAGCAGUAUGUAUAUGCAAGAUAUGAUUCGCACACGAGGAUCAUAAAUGACCUCCUCGUUCAAAUUAUAUUUACAUAUUUUUGAUAUAUCAAAAACUGUCUUUCUUAUUUUUGUUUAUGAUCGAGACGUAACAUAAACAUCUUUUGUUGUAUAUAACCAAGAAUUCCCAAAUUCGUUUUCAGGAUGCAGAGUAUCGAUGACCUAAAACGUGGAUCACAGAAGCCCAAACGUAAGAUUUUGUCUCCUCUUUCCUGACCUAUAAGCGUGAUAUUACUAGUAAUAAUCAUUGAUUAUGGAUCUGUGUUCGUCUUAUUCUACGAGCAUGAUAUCUGUACGAAAACGAGACUAAAGGAAACGAAAACGAGUUCAAGGGAGUCCAGUUUCCAGCGACCGAGACGCCCCUCAUAGAAUUAAUAGGGGCGGCUAAUCGGCAGUCGCCUGUGAUAGCUCGAAAAUUAGGAUGCUUUCUGACGAACGCGAAAACUACCCUGAGGAUAAGGGAGUCUCCGUGAAUUCUCAGUUUUGACCCUAGAUCCUCUGUAAUUGCCUGAAAAAUCUCGUCUCUCUUGAUCAGCCAAUCAGAUUUAGAAGAGGAAACUAAAGACCAAUACGCACCUGCACGUUUUUCUGCACCUUUAGCUUAGAUACUCUGGUCGCUUAAGAUCUUAAUAGUAUGGGACUAAACUGUAACUAAUACAUUUCUCGACAAUUCAUCAAAUGUUUAAUGGUUUAAUGGUUACAGGACUAAGUGGAAUUCAAUUCGCUCUAUAAUCAUACCAGUGAUUUGUUUAAUCACGAGUAUCAUUACAGGCCGAACUGGACAACACGAAGUUCUGCUACCAGUUCAUCAUAAUUAUAACAACACAACAAAUUCCGAGUUUUUUGCUAGCGGUGAAAAAAAGGCCAUUUAAGUGCGCGCGUGCGCGUAUUGUCCUAUUACUUAGGCAUGACGCGUACUCUCCUAUUACACUGUCCUUUUAGCGCUGAAAUAAUCACGAAGGUUGAUAGCCAAUCAGAUUUGAGAAUUUUGCUAUACUUAUGAUUAACGAUGAAAUACUUCUCAUACAGGAGAGUGCCUCUAGUCUCACAGUCUCAUUAGAUACGUUUAGGAAUAAGACUGACGUCUUCCAAGGUGUAUUUUUUAGUAUCGAUCGGUUGAAGAAUACCUUUAAGCAAGUUUAUCUUACACGGUCGACAAUGAUGUUGAUUGUUGUUUUGCUCUACAGAUAGAUACAUACAUCAUAUUUCGGAGCCAAUGUUGGUUGAACAGUAUGUGGUUAUCUGUGAUUACGUCAAACAAGAUGAAAGUGAUAUUACUCUAAAAUCAGGGAACGUGGUGGACGUCAUCGAAAAAUAUGAACACGGUAAGCAAUCAAGAGGCAUACACUGAAUAAGUGUUACGAGGAAACGAAUUAAUUUUUCACCACGGUAAUCAGUUUAUACGUACGUGUUAUUGACCAGACAUGAGUUUAAAAUAGUAAGCGGGAAAUCGGCCAAUUUUUUUCCUUUCUUUGGCUCGCAAUGACGGGAUGAUUCCUGGCUUACGUAAAUUGAGCAAGUAAUCAAUGAAUGAAUGAAUGAAUGAAUGAAUUAAGCAUUGCAAGUACGAAGUACUGUGAGUGAGUAAGUACAUUGUAAGUCUUGACCGAGAGGAAGUCGAACGAGACCAGCACAGCAGUAUCUAGCAAGUAUCUUGUCCGAACAAGCUAUAUUAAUGAAGAAUGAAGAAAAUCUGUUCAUAUGGUAAGAGCGGGCAAUCCUGAAAAACUGGAAAUAAAAUUACAAAGCCAGUUCUCAAGUAUACACCUUUCUGCUAUAAGCUUUAUUACAACCUUUUUUUGUAGUAGGCUAUAUAUGUUAACUUUUUUUUCUCAAGGUUGGUGGUUUGUGGAUCUUGAUGGCGAGGUAGGCUGGGCACCAGCGUCGUAUCUGGAGCCCAGGGACGGCAGCGAGGAUGAUCAAGUCCUGGAAGUGUUUAAGGAAGGAGAAGGUAAGUAAAAUACAGAAUUCUUUUUUUUUUUUCUUAAAAACAUUUUAUUACACCAAACAUCUGAAUUCAGCCACAUAGUUUGAAUGAAAACUGUUUGUAGACAGAAAUUAGCGAUGGCAGCGUCAGCGUAUGAGUAUACAGGUAUACAGCUAUUUCGAGAAAGGCUGUCAGAAAAAGUGCACGCGAAAAUCCCGAAAGGUACUGUGGGUGGUUUUGAAUUCACUGUUCUUCAAAGAAGUUUGAAAGAAUGACGCGAGAGGCCACGGACGUACGUUUGCGGGUGCUAAAAGAAAGCAACAAGAGUAACCUAGAGGUAAUCAUUAAUUACGGAUCCGCGUUCGUCACUUACGGAAACAAAAUCGAGUCGACUACGAGUCCAGUUUCUCGGCCGAGAUGCCCCUGAUAAAAUCUGAAUAGGGGCGGCCAUUCGGCAGUCGCCCAUAAUAGCUCAAAACUUUCUGCCUUUGUGCCACAGGAACACCAGAUUAGGACGCGUUCUGACGAACGCGACAACAUGAGAGGUUAUAAAAAAUGAUGAUUAAGUGAAAUGUGCCCAGCAACUUAGGUUUUUUAGUCGAUCACGUCAAGAAACUUCGUUGUAGACUCAGUUACAACUGUAAGUAGGAAACGAUAGAAAACUAUGAGUAGCUGGUAGAGGGUGAGGUAGUCGAUCCAAGCUCCUGAAAGCGUAGAAAUCUGGUCAAUCGAAAUCAACUAUAUAUAUGUCGACUUUCCAAGCCUUAGGGAUAAAGCCCUGGAAACGAGGUUGUUGUUGACCUUGGAAGUUUUUCAAUGAAAUCCCGUUUUCAUUCGACAAACAAUCGACUAGAAAUGGACUAGAAGCCAACUGGCACAGUGAAAGAAUUCAGAGACGCAAAUGUUGCUUCUUAUUUUCUAUUUAUGGGCGCUAUUGCCUGUCUUUGAGCCUUUUCUAAAAUGCUCUUUGAUAUCUCACAGAGGAAACCUAUAUCACCAUGGCAGGAUACGAGCCUCAGUUAGAAGAUGAGGUUAAUUUUGAUAUGGGAAAGAUUGUUAAAGUUAUUCAGAAAAAUCUUGACGGAUGGUGGCUUAUCAAGUAAGUGCUUUACUCGCUCCUGGGCUCAUUUGAGUUGUUAUUCAGUUGUUAGGAUGGACAUGCAGAGGAAAUUGAGGCACGCAGAUAUAUAGGCGCACAGACAUACCACUUUUUGAUAGCGCGUAUUUGCUUUUUGAUUCCUCACUAAGGAAAAUGCAAGACGUUUCUUUGGUUUAAAUUUGGAGAUCUCCCCGAGGCAAGCGUGCUACAGUAUUCUCUUGCGAUACAGUCAGUAUAUAGAGAAUAAUUCAAAGAGAAACUUAAAAUGUGUUUUCCACCAGGGUGGAGGCCUUAACGAAAGCUUGGUUAGGGUGUGAUUACUUAGCCCAUUAAAUCCUUAUACAGCAAAUAUCUUCAUUAUUUUACCCUCCUAAAAAAAAUCGCCCGGGCUUAUGUGAGCAAGUUGUCGUAGCUAUUCACAAUUUAAACAUAGUUGGUUAAAGUGGAAUGGUUGGGGAAACCUAUUGUUAUAGGUUUUUGUUAGCUUUUUUGGACCUGACCGUGCACAACGUUCAAUCAACGUUCAAGCAAUUCUAUCAUUUUGAAGUUGUUGACCAAUAGAAACAUUGCAUUAAUUUAUUCAGUCAUAAUUUGCGAACAGAAAACAAAGGAUUGUGCAAGGUCAGAGAGAUUACAACCAGGGGCGUAACUAGGGGAGGGGGGGGUCCUGGGGUGCCCGUGACCCCCCUUGGUAGGCCUUCUUUUGAGCAAACAACCUACAAUAUUCAGGUAGCGAAAACGUCAUGACAAUAUCUUGGCCGUAAAAGACAUUGUUGAAAAGCCCACUUUUUUAAAAUUUGUUUUUUUUUUAAGUAUUUUCGUCAACGGCUCUUAUCUUUAGUUAAUAUGGGCGUGGUGAGUAGCCUCUGUGACCCCCCCUUUGAAAAAUCCUGGCUACGCCCCUGACAACAUAACCUACAGCACCAUUGUUUUCAACUUUGAUGUUUGACGGGUUUCCUAACCAGUCUUCUCUACUAACUAUGAUCUAAAGAAGUAGUGAAAGUGACACCAGUCUUUCUCUGCAGGUUCGACGAUCAAGAGGGUUGGGCGCCAUCAAUGUUCAUGAGAGAAAUCGCCACUUCGCGUUACAAAGAGCGAGAAAAGGGGAAGCAUAACGCCAGGGCCCUGCUUAGAGAUCAUACCCGGAAAUACAUCACAUCUGGUAAGAAAAAUGAAGGUCACAUAAUGGAUAUGAAGUAAUUGGGUCAUCUAAGAGGAAUAUUCUCCUCUAAAAGUCAAUUGCAAGUGGUUUUCUUGAAAUUUGUUUCAGAAAUUAAACUCCCAUAUGAAAAAUUCUAUCCUCCCUCUCCCUUUCAGGCAGAAGAAAAACUUGGAAACCACCCCAAAGAAAAAGGAGUGUUGUAAGUAUACACAUACUCCACUCAGUGAUAUUGGUAUUUUAAAUAAUCUUAUUGGCUCACAAUAUCAGAUUACUACUUGAAUUAUUUAAAUUGUACAGAAGGGCAUGGAGGUAUAACAUGCUAUUGAUACUUUUUGAGAGAAAGGUAUCCCAUUCCGUCUCAGAAUGAAAUAAAAUAAGUGAAUAAGGGUAGGUUUCUUUUAAACGGAGAAAGCAAUCAAUCUCCCUCAGUUUAGACAAUACCUUGCCUCUCUUACGAUUUUUUAAUGGUCAAGGCACAUAAAAAGCCUAAGACUUAACGGCUCCUUUUCGUUUGGUUAACACUGUAGGUCCUAAUGUUAAAUUUUAAAAAGAUGUUUACAUUGUCCUCUAUACAUUUCACACUGUGCUAUUGUAAUGUACUGGGUUUCACGUAUUUAGAAGGCGAAUUCGAACAGUAAAACGUAACAAGCAUGUCUACACAUGGUAAAACAAUGAACGAACUACGCACGCGCAAAGUACGGGAUAUAAUCACUACUGAGAAUAAUUUGUUAGAUCUAAGACCAGGAGACAGCAUUUUGAACCCAUGAGUCAUUUCAUAGGUACAUUGAGCAUGAUCGUUCGGGUGAUCCUAGUCCUGAAUAGGACUGUUGUUGACAAUGACUGACGUUUCGACAGCCUAUGCAGUAGUUAUCUUCAGAGUUAAAGUGAGUUGCAUCACAUCAGUUGAUGAUAUUGAAUUCUGGUUAUUGACCUGAUUGGUCAAUAAAGGUUCGCGAUGUUGGGUGAUCAUUGUUGAUAUUAUUGACAUUAUAAAACUACUUGAUGAGUUGUUAGAGGGUUAAGCAUAAGAGGGUUACGUUUGUCUUCUUUUUAACAUACUUUUCACAUUUCUCUCCUCAGAAGAGAACUAACCCAGGGCAUGGAACCAACCAAACGGAAUCUACUCGCUCCGCUGCUACACCAACUUACGUAAAUUUAAAGUUCCACGAGGCCACUAAAAGUGAAGUACCGGGUAAAGGACGAACCAGAGGGAAACUAGACCCCAAUGAAGUACGGGCUAGCGCCAGACUUCAGCCAAUAGAUGACAUGAAAAAUAAUACGGAAGAUACCUAUGAAAACAGUAUUGAAUUAUCAAAACCAAGGCCCUUGUCGUUAGUAACAGAAGAGGCUCCCGAAACUGUGUCUCGAAGGACAAGUCCUAUUCCGAGCCCAUUGUUGGUGCAUCAGGACUCAAAUACUAGCAGUACUUCUGCUAGUGACGAUGUCUUUUACCCGAUACCCUCGAGUGAAUUUCCGUCCACAGGGACUAGUGAUAACGCCCCAUUCAUGGACGAUAACAAAGAACCUGAGCCAGAGUCUAAUCCCGCACACGAAAUCAGUGAUUCAGAGAAUGAAGCUGUUAAAGACAACCAAGACAUAAGUGAUGAAGACGAAGGCGACGAGUACACAGAAAACAUGCCGGAACUGGUCAAUAACAGAAGGUUUUACGCUAUGGGGUCAUACAAAAAACAGGACGAAGAGGAAGUGAAUUUGCGAGAGAACGCUGAGGUGGAAGUACUAGAGGAAGAUUCAGGAGGCUGGUGGCUAGUGAGGACAUCAAGUCAUUCUGUAGGCUGGGCACCUUCAAAUUUCUUGGAAAAGGUUCAGAGUUUGAGCAGAGUUGAGGAUAAUUCUGAUGAGGAUGAAUUGCCGGUUGAAAAUAACUAUCAUGAUAAUUUACCGACCCGCCCGCCAAAAUCGCCCAGAGUUCAAAAGAUGGCGCGUGACAUGUGCAUCGAGAAGAACUUUUGGAAUUAUAUUCGCAAAGGUAAAGACAUGGAAACUUGUCCAAUUAACCGACAGGAGAUAAUGUCUGAAAGCUCUAGUGAGGUAGAUACCGGGAAUUAUCAACCUGCCGUGGAGGCGGAAGGCAAUGAAAGCGAGGUAAUGAUCUUUACAUUUGACGAUUAUGAAUGCGAUCCCGAUUCUGGGAUUUGCUUCAGAAAAGGUCGAAAAAGGGAUGGAAUGAAAUAUUUUUCCUCGAAUAAAAUCGUGGCCCAUGAUAGCAAUAUGAAUAUUUUGGAAGAAAACAACAAUGUAAUGGAAAGAUCGGAAAGUGUACCAAGUUUGGCGGAACCCGAAGAUUUUGACGAUCACGACUACGAGUUUAUAGAAUUAUAG